Molecule: messenger RNA, 1784 nt
Organism: Somion occarium
Lineage: Eukaryota; Fungi; Basidiomycota; Agaricomycetes; Polyporales; Cerrenaceae
Source: the annotation of a GenBank genome assembly
AGGCACAAUGUUGGAAUUCGAACCAUUCCGCUGCUCCCUCUUCUCACCGCAACUUUUCUCCUCCCUCUAUAAACCCCUGCGAAACUUUUCCUGCUCACGACUCAUUCCAUCUUACGCGUUGCUUUCCCCCUUUCCCAUUUUUUUUCACCAUAACGUCCACGUUUAGAGCAGUGACUUCUACGUCCUUGUCGCCCUCGAACUCCGUAAGCGUCAGGAUGGCACAACCCUCUUCAUCUCAUAGGGAGAGAGAGCGUAGUGAACGCUCCUCCCGUCACCACCAUCACAGGACUAUCUCGUCCACCACUCUCCUACUCGUCCUCUCUCUCGUGCUUGCGGUCCUCGCCGUAAUGCUUUCCUUGCCCUCUUCGCAGGCUGCCGGCGCCGCAGGAGGUCCCAAUGAUCCGGCACAACAGGGUCUCUGGGGAUACUUGACACCAAAACGUUCUCAAGCGCUUGUCGCCCGCGAGAGCUCAGUCGCCAGCCGUGAAGCUGAAGUUGCCCGUCGUGAAGCUGAGCUUCUCGCUGGUGCUCCCGGCGGUGUCCUGCCCAAUCAAUCUGCCAUGGUUUGCCCUGUUUGCCCUACUACGAUUGAGAAGAUUACAGAGGCACCUCCCGUGCAAACUGUCAUCAAGGAAGUCCUUAAGGAAGCUGAAGCUCUCACCCCGCCAGGGUGGUGGGAUCAGGCCCGUGUCCGAGCUGAGGACAUUCUCGAUCGAGAGCUCAAGAUUGCUGAGCGUGAGCGGGAGAUCAGUCGUCGUGAGGAGGCGGUUAACCGUAGAGAGCAUGACGCGUCUAGACGCGAAAGCUGGAUCAUGGAACAACUUGUUGCUCUCAACAACGAAGAGCCUACCGUUGAAGAAGAAUACAUCUACGAACCAGCGAGCCCCAAACGGAAACCCAAGGUACAACUGCCUCCUCCGCGCCGCUCUGAGCUCUGAGACGAAGGGGGAUCAUCACCACACGCCGACAUUUCCUCUUUUCUAUGUUUUUGAACUUAACCAUGCGCCUCUUCUUCAAGCUCUUCCUCCGCCUAUUAUUUACACCGAAACCGCCAUUGAAAUUGCAACUGAAACGAAGACUGUCACCCAAGUUCAGCACUACACUGAGUCCAUACCAGCCAGAACCGUUACUGUGCCUCCACCCGCCAACACUCGUGGCAUUGCUUCUCCUGCUCCUUCCAAUGCACCCUCAUCUGCGACAAGUCACAUUCCUCGUACGACCGCUGUUGAAGUGAUCGUUGAGGAAGUCAAUGAACCCUCGAGGAUUGCUAUCGUAGAGGAUGAGCCGAUGCGCACCAAAGCUUCGCGCAAGCGCAAACCUAAACGGUGGUUGGGUGUCUGGUAAUGCCCUCAUUGUAUGGCCCCUCAAGUGUAUUCCUUCACGACAAGUGAUGAGUGUUGAAUGACCCUGUUUGGACGUCUUCUUUUCUAUUCCAAUGCGCUCCCCUUAUUCUCUAUUUCAUUCAUUUUAUCAUAUCACUCCUUUGGCACGCUUGGCGUUAGGCCUCCCGCCUACCCACAUUCUGCAUCACGACCUUAGCCCAGUGCUUUCAUGCCUUUUCUCCAUCUCCCCACGCUUGCUUUCACAUUUGUACUCUUCGCUGCGAUACCUCUAUACCUUUUUGACGGACACUUUUGUACUGAUGCGAUACGACUUACUGACGGAUGGAGAUUCGUUCGGGCAUGACCUUACGGCUUUCUGUUUUCUUUGUGGGUAGUGUAGAUUAUAUAGGUUGUAUAUACUCCGGAAUGUAUACGUGCUUUUAGACUUCGACUUUUGCUCGC